Seriola dumerili (greater amberjack) is the source of this 1164-nucleotide messenger RNA. Its product is annotated as surfeit locus protein 4-like. The record is from RefSeq and is a predicted model, not a curated record. Bases 133 to 945 code for a protein of 270 amino acids. Gene Ontology annotation, cellular component: endoplasmic reticulum; endoplasmic reticulum-Golgi intermediate compartment; membrane. The transcript is spliced from 6 exons. Gene Ontology annotation, biological process: Golgi organization. Lineage: Eukaryota; Metazoa; Chordata; Actinopteri; Carangiformes; Carangidae.
UCGGAGGCAGCAGCCGAACAUCAUCAUCAUCAUCAUCAUCGUUACUACUGCACCGGUACUCUUCUCACCGGACUUUCACCGGAGCUGGGCGCCGUUUCUCCGCACUGAAGUGCCUUAACAGCGGAGGGGAAGAUGGGACACGGAGACCUGAUGAGCCAGGCGGAGGACGUAGCGGACCAGUUCCUCCGGGUCACCAAGCACUACCUCCCCCAUGUGGCCCGGCUGUGUCUUGUCAGCACUUUCCUGGAGGACGGGGUCAGGAUGUGGUUUCAGUGGGCGGAGCAGAGCGAGUACAUUGACUCCACCUGGAGCUGUGGACGCUUCCUCGCCAACAUCUUCGUCCUGCUCAACCUGCUGGGACAGCUGGGAGGCUGUGUGCUGAUCCUCAGCAGAAACUUUGUUCAGAACGCCUGCUUCGCUCUGUUUGGGGUCAUCGCCCUGCAGACGGUGGCCUACAGCAUCCUGUGGGACCUCAAGUUCUUAAUGAGGAACCUGUCUUUGGGGGGGGGUCUCCUCCUCCUCCUGGCCGAGUGCAGGGGGGAGGCUCGCAGCGUGUUUGCAGGAGUCCCCUCCCUCGGUAAUCAGAGUUCUCCAAAGCACCUCCUGCAGCUGGGGGGGCGAGUCCUCCUGGUCCUUAUGUUCAUGACGCUGCUGCACUUUGACCUCAGCCUGUUCAGUAUCCUGCAGAACCUGGUGGGCACGGCGCUGAUGGUCCUGGUGGCGGUGGGCUUUAAGACCAAGCUGGCGGCUCUGACUCUGGUGGCCUGGCUGCUCUGCAUCAACUUCACCUUCAACGCCUUCUGGAGCGUCCCCUCCUACAAACCCAUGCACGACUUCCUCAAGUACGACUUCUUCCAGACCACGUCGGUGAUCGGGGGCCUGCUGCUGGUGGUGGCCCUGGGGCCCGGGGGGGUCUCUAUGGAUGAGAAGAAGAAGGAGUGGUGAGGGGGGGAGGAGGGUGGGGGGAGACAGGUCAGUGUGUCGUCAUUAUUCUCUCACUCCAUCAUCCUGGAAAAUCAAAACUUUUCAUUUCUCUGUUUUUAAUAAGAAAAGUUUUAAAUGAAUAGACGACUGAAGCGGACGUCAUCAGCUGUUCUCUCUCUGUCUCUCUGUGUCUGUCUUUGUCUCUCUCUCUCUGUCUCUCUCUCUCUCUGUCUCUCUUUU